This is a messenger RNA of Peromyscus maniculatus bairdii (prairie deer mouse), 829 nucleotides long. It is a transcript of the gene Cenph, whose product is annotated as centromere protein H. NCBI's taxonomy places the organism in Eukaryota, Metazoa, Chordata, Mammalia, Rodentia, Cricetidae. Gene Ontology annotation, molecular function: kinetochore binding. The record is from RefSeq and is a predicted model, not a curated record. Gene Ontology annotation, cellular component: nucleus; kinetochore. Gene Ontology annotation, biological process: chromosome segregation; kinetochore assembly; mitotic spindle organization.
CGGGACGAGACGGGUCCUUCCGGGUGUCAAUUUCGUGGCGGGAAUAAACGCUCGGAUGUUCCGGUAGAGAUCAGACUUAUGGCCUCUGCAAUGGAGCAGCCGGAGGCUGCGGCCGGGGUUGAGGACUGCGGAGCGGUGAGGGGUGCGCCCCAGGCCGCGGAGGACAACAUCGAGGACCGCAUCCGCCUGCUGCUCAGGCUGAGGGCACAAACUAAACAACAACUCUUAGAAUACAAGUCGAUGAUUGAUGCAAAUGAAGACAAAACUCCAGAACAGAUCAUGCAAGAAAAACAAAUGGAAUUUAAAAUUGAAGACCUGGAAAAUGAAAUUGAAGAUGUAAAAAGUAAUUUUGAAAUAAAAAAUCUUGCGCUAAACAGGAUGAAACUUUCAGCUGCACUUAAAAAUAACAUGGAAAAGGUGGGCGUUGAGAGUAGUGUGCUCACUGAUGACAUGAAGCACAUAUUAAAGCUACAGAAGUUGAUAAUGAAGUCACAGGAGGAGUCUUCAGAAUUAGAGGAAAAGCUGCUUGAUGUUAGGAAGAAGAGACUUCAAUUAAAACAAACUUCAAGAAGCAAGCUUUUAGAAAUACAAACUGAGAAGAGCAAACAGAAAGAGGAGUUGGACAACAUGGAAAAUUCGGAAAUGAUAAAGACCAUGCAAAAGAAGCUACAGACGGAGAUAAAGAUUACCACAGUUAUUCAACAUGUGUUCCAGGGCCUUAUUUUGGGGAGUAAAAUCAACUGGGCAGAGGAUCCUGCCCUCAGGGAAAUUGUGUUGCAGCUGGAGAAGAAUCUCACCAACAUCUAAUAAGAAUCCUGCUUUGACAUUU